Morone saxatilis (striped sea-bass) is the source of this 2847-nucleotide messenger RNA. Its product is annotated as sodium/hydrogen exchanger 2-like. Bases 1 to 2475 code for a protein of 824 amino acids. Gene Ontology annotation, molecular function: sodium:proton antiporter activity. Gene Ontology annotation, cellular component: membrane. The transcript is spliced from 13 exons. Gene Ontology annotation, biological process: regulation of pH; proton transmembrane transport; sodium ion transport. Lineage: Eukaryota; Metazoa; Chordata; Actinopteri; Moronidae. The record is from RefSeq and is a predicted model, not a curated record.
AUGGGGACCUCUGUUUUGUUUGGAGUCAGGACUGAGAGAGGAGUCUUUUGCAUGUUUCUGCUCCUCUUGCUCUUCUGUGUUGGAGGGAAAUGUGAGCAUCAGGAAUCCAAACCUACAUCACAGACCAACCUUCCCACCGUCAAACCUUUCCCCAAUGAACCCCAGGCCUUCCCCAGCGAGGAGAGGGCCAACCUCCCUGUGUUUACUAUGGACUACCCUCGGAUCCAGCUCCCCUUUGAGUUUACACUGUGGGUACUGCUGGCAUCUUUUGCCAAAAUUGGUUUCCAUAUUUACCAUAAAAUCACCAUCUGGAUCCCAGAGUCCUGCCUGCUGAUUACCAUUGGCCUCAUUGUCGGUGCCAUCAUGCACGCAGUCAAAGAGGAGCCCCCCGCUGUCCUCAGCUCCAACGUCUUCUUCCUCUACAUGCUCCCACCCAUCGUCCUCGACAGCGGCUACUUCAUACCCACCAGGCCUUUCUUCGAAAACAUCGGCACGGUGCUGUGGUACGCCGUCGUGGGAACUCUGUGGAACAGUAUCGGCAUCGGGCUUUCCCUCUUCGCCAUCUGCCAGUUUGAGGUGUUUGGACUUCAGGAUAUCAACCUGCAGGAGAACUUGCUGUUUGCGUCCAUCAUCUCGGCCGUGGACCCUGUGGCUGCGCUGAAUGUAUUCGAGGACAUUGGAGUGAAUGAACAGAUGUAUAUAGUCAUAUUUGGAGAGGGCCUCUUCAACGAUGCUGUCACUGUGGUACUUUCCAGCAUGUUUACCUUUCUAGCAGACAUGCCCAUUGUUGAAUCCGCUGAUGUAUUUCGGGGAGUGGCCAGGUUCUUCGUGGUGGCGGCCGGAGGUGUCCUCUUUGGCCUUCUGUUUGGAUUUAUGGCUGCAUUCACCACACGUUUCACCCACAAUGUCCGCCAGAUCGAGCCCCUCUUCGUCUUCAUGUACAGCUACCUGGCGUACCUGGUGGCUGAGUGUUUUUCCAUCUCCAGCAUCCUGGCCAUUGUAACAUGUGCCAUAACCAUGAAGUACUACGUGGAGGAGAAUGUAUCCCAGAGAUCCUGCACCACCAUCCGCCACGUUGUCAAGAUGCUGGCCACCGUCUCGGAAACCCUCAUCUUCUUCUUCCUGGGUGUUGUUACCAUCACCAUAACGGAGCACGAGUGGAACUGGGCCUACAUCAUGUUUACGCUGCUGUUGGCCUUCAUCUGGAGGGGAAUUGGCAUUCUGGUGCUGACCCAGAUCAUCAACCCAUUCCGUACCAUCCAGUUCAAUUACAAGGACCAGUUUGGCCUCGCCUACGGAGGCCUGCGAGGGGCAAUCUGCUUCGCCCUGGCCUUCACCUUGCCUGAUACCAUCAACAGAAAGAACCUGUUUGUCACAGCUUCAGUUGCCGUUAUUAUAUUCACUGUUUUCAUACAGGGCAUCAGCAUCCGUCCCAUAGUAGAAUAUAUAAACAUUAGGAGGACCAACAAAGACCUGCAUACCAUCAACGUAGAGGUUCACACCAGGGUGAUGGAGCAUGUCGUUUGUGGUAUUGAGGACUUGUGUGGACAAUGGAGCCACUAUUACUGGAAAGACAAGUUUAAGAAGUUUAACGACCGUAUUUUGAGGCGUAUCCUGCUCCGAGACAACAGGGCAGAGUCCAGUAUUGUGUCUCUGUAUAAGAAACUGGAGCUGCAGAAUGCCAUCGAGUUACUGGACACACCUAUGGGAGACCUCAGCGCAGCGCCAUCUAUGGUUUCUCUGCCUGACGAGAGGAAGGAGACAUCUCGACCGAAGAAGAAGUUCCUGACUGCUGACGUGAGGAAAAUGCACGACAUCCUGUCAAAGAACAUGUACAAGAUCAGACAGAAGACAAUGGCUUACACCAACAAAUACAAUCUGCCCGACGACAGCCGAACCAGAGAGAUUCUGAUUCGCCGCCACGCAAGCAUCAGACGCAGCGUCCGUGCCUCAAGUUUCCGCGAGCCGUCUGAACAAAACAUCCCUAAGUCUCAAAAAUACUACUCCCUCCAACCUGGAGGGGAUCUGGAGACUGCAUUUGCCCUCAGAAGGCGAAGUCAUGGUGGUGGUAGUGGUCCCCAGUUCUCUGGUGCAUCACCGCACUCCUCAUCCCGCUCCCUAGUGCCUAUGAAGAGGUUGAACACCAUCAAGGAGUCUGGAAGUGCAGGAGAGCAGCCAGCCACUUCCGCCCACCCACGCUCAACCUCUCCUGGGGUAGAUGUUUUGGACGAGAGGGGCCCUAGAAGUCUAGGAGGUUCUAGCCUCAGAGGCUGGAGACCAGUUCCUGCAUCCAGGAGGCGCAGUUCAGAUCGGGUCAAUGAAGACCCUACUGACUCUGAGUGUACAGGAGAAAGGGAUGAACCAGUCCGUCCUCCCCAGCUACCACCACCUCGUGGGUGGUUACCUGAGAACCAGGAUCCCGGAGACAACGAGGCAGGAAACCCCCUACUAAGACACUCGUCAAAGGGGUCAUGAUGGACAGAAAGGGAAGGACAGAGGGACAUAGUCAGGUCAAGUGAAUAAGGUUAACUUGUUCACUUGAGGACGAACUAGAUAAAAACUAAUAUGUCAAAUAGGCUAACUGACAACUGACAAAAAUGAUGGUCAAAGAAUAUGGGGAAUAUGAUCAGAGUUCAGUGAAAAAUGCCAUGAUAUCAUCUGUGUUAGGUAGUUUUACUGCUCUUUUCUAACUAUUUGAUUAUACUCCAACACCAAUGUAUACUUCCUGAUAUCUGUCUCUGAGAAGACAGAGAGUCGUCUGUGUUUGUAUAAUAAAAACUGCAUUACAGCUGUAGCACUUACUACCAUGUUCUCUGUCAGUACAAGUGUAUUUGCACACGCAGACAC